CCCACGCCGUGCAGAGCCCAGCUGGGCACCGGCUGCCCGCUCCCAGGGUUGGCCUUGGGCCGGGGAGGGGCUCCGAUAAAGGGGGGAUUUAAGGCUGGCGGACGCCCCGUGCCACCUGGCCGAGCCCUUGAGCACAAUGCUUGCGCUCCUCAUCCCCCUGCUGCUGCUGGCUGGCGGCUGCCACUCUGCCAUGCUACCCGGUGGGUCACGGGUUGUGAACGGGCAGGAUGCGGUACCGUACAGCUGGCCAUGGCAGAUCUCACUGCAGUACGAGCGUGACGGCACCUUCCGGCACACCUGCGGGGGAACCCUCAUCGCACCCGGCUGGGUGAUGACGGCCGCACACUGCAUCUCCUCCACGCUCACCUACGAGGUGGUGCUGGGUGAGUACGACAUGAGCUCCGCCGAAGGCCCCGAGCAGCGCAUCCCCGUGGCGGCCGAUGACAUCUUCGUGCACCCCAAGUGGAACAGCUUCUGCUUGGCCUGCGGCAAUGACAUCGCCCUGCUGAAGCUGCAGCACAGUGCUGUGCUGAACGAUUAUGUGCAGACGGGGCAGCUGCCACCUGCGGGCACCGUGCUGCCCAACGGCUACCCGUGCUACCUGAGCGGCUGGGGGAGGCUGAGCACGGGAGGACCACUGCCAGACAAACUUCAGGAUGCUCUGAUGCCUGUGGUGGACCACGAGCAUUGCACGCAGCCUGACUGGUGGGGCAGCCUUACCAUCCGCACCACGAUGGUCUGUGCUGGCGGCGCCGAGCAGGCCGGCUGCAACGGCGACUCGGGCGGCCCCCUGAACUGCCAGGCUGAGGAUGGGCACUGGGAGGUGCACGGCAUUGCCAGCUUUGUGUCUUCACUGGGCUGCGACACUCCAAAGAAGCCCACUGUCUUCACCCGCGUCUCUGCCUUUGAGGACUGGAUUGCUGAGACCAUAGCAAACAACAGCUGAGCAGAGCAGCAGCGACCUCCGUGCUUCACAGCGCGCAAAUAAACCCACAGAGC
This is a messenger RNA of Centrocercus urophasianus (Greater sage-grouse), 999 nucleotides long. RefSeq names its product proproteinase E-like. The record is from RefSeq and is a predicted model, not a curated record. Gene Ontology annotation, biological process: proteolysis. Gene Ontology annotation, molecular function: serine-type endopeptidase activity. Lineage: Eukaryota; Metazoa; Chordata; Aves; Galliformes; Phasianidae. The coding region runs from base 137 to 946 and encodes 269 amino acids. The transcript is spliced from 8 exons.